AUGCCCGAUACGACUGCUCCCGAACUUGAAAACGCUCGCAAAUCUUCAUCCACUAGAACUCAAAGCCCAGUUGCUCCUAUUCCUACCCCAGACUAUCUUGCGAACGCACAUCAAGAACCGGUCGUCGCCUCUUUUCCACGUCCGCUGUUGGUUAUCCUUGAUAUGAACGGCACCCUUAUAUACCGUAACAAAAGCAGACCAGCCACCUCCUUUAUCAAGCGCCCCUACCUUGACGUUUUCCUUCGUCAUCUAUUUGAAAGAUAUAAGGUUAUGAUUUGGACCAGCGCUACGCCGCUUACUGUGCGGGAGAUAGUCAGAAAGCUGUUCGCGCCAGAGGUGAAGUCCGAUAAUUUUGUGUCGGUUUGGGCUCGAGAUAAAUUAGACCUUUCCAAAAAACAAUAUAUCGACAAAGUUCAGGUAUAUAAAAAACUGGAGAAAGUUUGGAAUGACGACUUCAUACAAUCAAAGUACCCCGAAGUAAGGGAUGAUCUCACCAAUGAACAAUCAUCUUGGAGCCAGUCCAAUACUGUUCUUAUUGACGACAAUAAAUUGAAAGCUGCUGGUCAGCCCCAUAAUAUUAUUGACAUACCCGAGUUCACCAACGAUAUGGCUGUCGACGAGAAGGAAAUUUUGAUAACAGUUCUACGCCAACUGAGGAUACUGGCGAUGCAACACGACGUGAGUCGGAAACUACGCCAAUGGGGGGAGAUGAAAAAGACAGCGGACGCGAGCCUUUCGGUCGCCCAAUUUUGGCGCACUCAGCUCAAUAAAGAUGAGAAGGAGCUUGGUCUGGAUGAGGAAAUCAUGCUUUUAGAAACUCAAACCGAUGUGAGUGAGUCCGUUUCUAAAUGGAACAAUGCCGAAUCGACGAAUAAGAAGAAGAAGAAGAAGAAGAAGAAAAAGAAGGCGAAGAAAAGAGGGAAAAGCACUAUGCAGGCUAUGACCACAUCUGCUAGUUGA
Molecule: messenger RNA, 960 nt
Organism: Ophidiomyces ophidiicola
Lineage: Eukaryota; Fungi; Ascomycota; Eurotiomycetes; Onygenales; Onygenaceae
Exons: 1
Coding region: 1-960 (319 amino acids)
Molecular function (GO): phosphoprotein phosphatase activity
Source: RefSeq, a predicted model, not a curated record